Messenger RNA from Lates calcarifer (barramundi perch), 3806 nucleotides. It is a transcript of the gene tcaim, whose product is annotated as T cell activation inhibitor, mitochondrial. The transcript has 11 exons. NCBI's taxonomy places the organism in Eukaryota, Metazoa, Chordata, Actinopteri, Centropomidae. Gene Ontology annotation, cellular component: mitochondrion. Bases 369 to 1847 code for a protein of 492 amino acids. The record is from RefSeq and is a predicted model, not a curated record.
UGGUUCGUCGGAAAGAGGAACAGAGGAAGAGGGAGGGAGGUUAACGGUGAACCGGCUAGCCUAGCGGUUCCACGGUGAGGCAGAGAGUAACCCCAACAAACACCUGUAACACCUGAGGCGGGGCUACUGGGUGAACAGCUGUAGACAGUAUAGCGGACAGCUAAAGUAACCACAUCGCUGCUAUAUGUUAAGCUAACUACAGGAGCCGAGUGGAGCCAUGCUUCUGUGAGAGGAGGUCACGUAGAAAACAAUGCUGAAGCACUAACUGACCUCUGUAGGCAGGUUACGUCUCAUCUUUGAAUGGACUCUGACGGCCUGUCUGCUGAGGCCAUGAUUUAAAGCUCAUCUGUUGACAAGCAGCACCAGCAAUGUCUGUCCACUCCCUCCUGCGGUACACGAUCAGGCUGGAGAGGAAACAUGUGGCCACACAUCUAGUCCAGUGGAGAACUCUGUCAGGGGCAGAUGCUGUCAAUGCACUCAGACCUUUUUAUUUUGCAGUCCAUCCUGAUUUCUUUGGUCAAUAUCCCAGAGAACGGGAAGUGAAUGAGAAUUCAUUAAAGAGACUAAAUGGCUAUCUGGAAAACCUGCAGAAGCCUGGCUCACGUUUACUCCAGCCAAUGAAACUCACCUUUUAUGUCAGGGACACAAAAGACAGCAGUGAUACGCAGCCCGAACUCCUCACCUCAGGGUUCCGGUCAGUGAGUUUCACCCUGCACACAAACGAUGUCUUGAGCACAGUGAUGAAUGUCUUAAAGUCCUGCAGCCUGCCUGUGGAGCACAUGAAGGGACUGGAAGCAAGAGCAGAGACACCUAAAGGUCCAGCUGAGGCAGGUGUGCCUUUCUACAGACCUAUAAAAUGGGACAAGAGCUACUACACCUUCACUGGCUUCAGAGACCCUGAGCAGGAGCUGCAGCAGGCUAGGAGAGUGGAGCCUACACUCAGCUUGUGGCUGAGAAACAAUGAGCCUGAGGCGACAAAGAAGCACAAUGCUAGUCUUCCUCGCAGAGAAGAGCUGAGCAGACUGAAGAAAGAACUGUGCCAACAGUUUGAUCUGGCUGAUAUCAGGUGGCAGCGCAGCUGGGGAGUGGCCCACAGGUGUUGUCAGCUCCAGAGUCUGAGUCGACUGUCUCAGCAGAACCCCGAGGCCCUGAUCAACCUGCAAGGACACACUGUUGUGUUUGCUGACCAGUCUGGGAUGAACGCCUCUGGCCACGUAAUACUGGGAACCAUGGAUGUUCAUCAUCAGUGGACUAAACUGUUUCAGCAGCUGCCCAGCUACCGCAGCCUGCAGCAGCAGACUGAGUGGCUGAAGGAGAGGAUCAGUCUCCUCCUGGGUGGCACUCAGGUGGUCCACAUGGAGAGGCUGGGACCAGUUCAGCCCAUUGCUGAGCACUACAGCACCCUCAGCACCUUCCAUAAGAACCUCAUGUCCCGACGUCUCCGCUUGCACCCCAGGAGCCUGCAGGGCCUCACCAUGUUGCUGGAGAAUGACCGCUCUAACCCCUGUCUUCAUGAGAUGGGCCACUUCAUUAUCCCCACCAACUGUAACCCCCCCAAGCUUCAGGUCUUCCUCCAGAGCCACGCACACGAGGCCAGACAGCGCACCAAACGCAAAAACCAGCUGCAGGUGGAGGAGGAGGCUGUGAUGAAGCAGUGUCUCCAGAGUCUGUCUCUGAGGAGUCUGUCCAAGGAGCCCAGUGUGAGCUCCAGUCAAAUGAUCCUGUGCUGUAAAAGGCUGGUGGAGCAGCGCUCCCCUCUCAUGCAGGGCCUCCACAUCUGUGUCUCUCACUUCUACUCAGUCAUGCAGGAUGGGGACCUGUGUCUCCCCUGGGACUGGAAGAGCUGAGCUAGACACACAGUAGAGAUGCAGUCUCCGGAUUUCACUCAGUCCAGUCUUGGAAAGAAGUAUUUUAGCAGUUUAAUGUUGUUCAGACGGCCAAUAGACAUCUUUAACAGAAUGGUUUGUUAGAGGUCAGGAGGUCACAACAGAUGUCAUAUCUGUUAGUUCUCAAGGGAAAUCUUUACCUGGUUCAUUACAGCUGAGCAGUGUUGGCUCAUCCAAUAAGAAGCACUUUAUCCCUGUGAUGGAAAAGCCAAAUAGAGGAAGAAUUGGAUGGUCAGCAGAGGUCAGUGGUUCAGCCUCUUGUCACAGAAUCAUUCAAAAGAAAGGGAGGAAGACAAAAGAAUUUCUGCUACAUAGAAUCCUUGUCUCCGUUUUUCUGACUUUUCUCAUGUUUACUUUUCUUCUGAAACACUAGAGAGUUUGAACUUUCCAGGAAUUAAAAACAGAAUCUGAGAACCAGAUGAUCUUUGGUUGAACUGUGAUAAGGGAUAUGUGUAGGCAGUGCAGGCCAAAAAGGUAGGGAACCAGAGGCAGAGGUGCAAUAUGACUAAAGCUUUCUUCAGACAAGGGUUGGAACCUUGUUAUAUGCAUGGUUUGACAAGGUAAGUAUUUAUUGUUACUGUGUGAAGUGCACUGAAUUAAAUAAUGGUUCUGCUGAAGGUACAAUCUGAGUCAAAUAGUUACUAACCAAUAGAUUGAAAAGCCCAGGUUAAACCUGUUAUCACUCUGAGGGAAACAGGUUCAGUUAGUUUGAAAUGAACUCAUUUGUAAGAAGAGAAAUCUGUCACAUCUGAAGGUGCCUGUGAUACAAAGGGUGACAGACACCAUUGUCUGAAGAAUGAAAGACAAGGACACCCCCCACACACCUUAUAAAGUGGGCAUGAUUGUUUCACAGCCCCCAGGUCUGACACUGGAAUGGUGUAGAGGGAGGGAGGCGGUCUCGCACCCUGUCCAAGCAACACUUAUGUGAAGUAUACCCAUGCCCCUACAUUGUAAGUAUUACUACUGUAGUUGUACCAAAUGCUGAUUUUUCAGCUAGAAGUCAGACUAUUACAUGCACAUGUGAAUACGACUAUAAUUUAUCAGAAACUCAUCACUUCACCAGACAAUCCAAUAACAAAGACUUUCUACAGUGUCACUGAAAGCUCUGUGUGGCUCGUAUUAAUACUGGAGAGAAGAUGAACCAGGACUGUGUGACCCAGUAUGUGGACUAAGAUGUGCCAUGAUGGGUUGCUUCACUGGGUGGAGCUGUUUUGGACAUAUUGGGACAUUUCAGAGUUGACAGGGCUUUGAUUAUGGAUCCAUUCUUCUGAAACACUGUUACUCACAUGGGGAGGCUGAGUACUCUUGUGAUCCCAGCUGUGUCCAAAAUCACUCCAUCAUUCACUCUCUCUCUCUCCCUGUGUAACAGAUGCUCAGCAGUGAGCAGUAAAUUCAACUUUCAGACCCACAUCAUCAUCAGUUUGCACAGCUGUAAUUUUUGCAUUUUAAAAAUAUGGUGUAUUGCAUUGAGUACAUGACAUGGACUCUUUUUCAUGUCAAGCCCAUAAUGGAAUUUUUGAGGACUCUGUAUAGUGGAUACAUUUACACACAAAAGAUGGUGGCGGGUAGAGUGCAGUGUGUAGUAAAUAGAGUGACGUUAGACACAGUACCAUAGCUGUGAAACAUGAUUCCUCCCAAACACAAAUGGUCACUUCACUGAUUAAUGUGAGAACACACUGGACAGUGAAUUGAUAGUUAAUCAAAUACACACCCUGAUUCUGACACAACUCUGAGUAACACCUUGUAGGAGAGUAAUAAUCUGUUCAUAAUGUAAUAACAUAGACCAAAUAAUGUAAUUACUUUUUUAAUGCAAAGGAGCGAUUACAUUUCAUGCAAGAUGUUACAUUAUGACUGAAGUACAACCUUCAAAAUGUAAUAACUUGACAUAUGUUGUAAUAAAUAUAACUCUUAGAGGUUCAA